This is a messenger RNA of Ostreococcus tauri, 1704 nucleotides long. RefSeq names its product Smr protein/MutS2 C-terminal. The record is from RefSeq and is a predicted model, not a curated record. The transcript has a single exon. Bases 1 to 1704 code for a protein of 567 amino acids. NCBI's taxonomy places the organism in Eukaryota, Viridiplantae, Chlorophyta, Mamiellophyceae, Mamiellales, Bathycoccaceae.
AUGUCGGUCCACCCACCGGCGCACUUCUUCGGUCUCUUUCUCACGGACGAGGCCCAGCGCGCGGUGUGGCGCGCGGUGAAAGACCUCGUGGGAACGUCGUGUGAACCCCCCGGGACGAAGCGCGCCGGAGAUCACGUGACGCUGCUGUACGAACCGGAAGGAGAUGAUUUGGAAACGUGCAUGGCUUUGACGCGAAACGCGCGCGGGAUGGACGACAUGCGGGUGAGAGCGACGCACGCGUGCGCGCGGGAGAAGAGCUUGGUGCUGUGUGUUUCGAUGGAUUUGUUGCCGAGCUUGGUGCCGUAUCCGACGAGCGCGUACCCGCACGUGAGUGUUUUCUGCCCGACGGAGGACGCGUGGAGCGAUUUAGGACGGUUGGCGGCGGAGGAUUACGCGAACGGAAACGCGUUGGAUUUAGCGGCGAUCGGUGAAGAUUUGGAUUUGGAGGUGAGAUUGGGAGUGAAGUUUCGUAACGGGGCGAUUUACUUCGGUGAAGACGAUUGGGAUGGGGGGGAGAGUAAGGAGGAGAGUUCGGGGACGCGGCCGGUUGGAUUGGAGUCGCCGUGUGAGGCCGAGCUGAGCGUGGGGCGAGAGACGGCGGCGUCGCGAGCGACUUCGAUGGGUUCGGAGUACGCGGUGCGAACAGCGGAGACGCCACCGAUGAGGGAGCAACCGGGGCCGUCGUCGAGCAGAAGGGAGCUGAAUGAGGAAGAGAAGAAGAAUAAGAUUCGGCGUGAAUAUCUUCAGCUGUGCGAAAUGUUCGAGGUGCAUCAUCCGGAGUUGGUGAAGACGACGUUCGUGAAGCACGGUUUUGACAUGGAGAAGACGGCACAGGAUCUCUUGACGCAGAUGACACUGGACACGGAAGGCUUUUGCGACGAAGUCGAUUACUAUGAUGAUUAUGAAGAGGAAGAUUACUACGAGGAAGAUUACGAGAACGAAUUCGUCACGGACGACAAGAAGCACGCGAUGCAAGAGCGAAAAGCCGUGGACAUAUCACUCAACCAAGGUAUGCUAGACGAUUGGAAGGCGCGGAACGAGGCGCGAGGAAGAGAGGAGGCGCGACGAAAGGAGGCGCGGAACAACGAACAGGCAGACGCGGUCAAGCGCGCAUUGUUCGCUGGCGGCGCGGCGUUGCAUAGCAAUCUUCGUCCGAACUACAACAACGGUACCGAGGUCGGUCUCGCCGCGCGGCGGUGGCGGACGCUCCAAGGCCCGGGCGCGGAGACGGUUCGCGCCAGGAAGUAUGCUAAGGAUUCGAAGGUAGCGUCCUGGCAGCACUCUCGUCUCAGAGACCUCUCCGAGGAGUUGGCUCGUCUGAAGUUGCGACGCGAUCGCGGUGAUAGAGAGGCGGCUGAGAAGAUUCAACAGAAAAUUAUCCUUCGAGAAGCCAUCAAGGACCUGGGUCGAGCCUCGGACGAGCCUGAGCCAGAGGUUGACGCCAGAUAUAACCGCGUCCUUGAUUUCCACGGAUACGAUCGCAUGUCCGCCAUCGCGUACCUUGAGCGCGAAUUGAUCAGUUGCGCCCCGAUGUUGACGAGCGAUUGGACGAUGAAGCUCAUCACGGGGAGAGGCAAACAUAGCAUGGGUGGGCGCGUGAUCCACGGUGAGAUCAUGCGUAGGUUGCGUCGUUACGGCAUUGCCUUCGAAGAGUACACCGCGCACAUCAUAAUCCGCGCAUCAGCGAGCAUCACUGGCCAAUGA